Molecule: messenger RNA, 6386 nt
Organism: Lates calcarifer (barramundi perch)
Lineage: Eukaryota; Metazoa; Chordata; Actinopteri; Centropomidae
Gene: arid4a
Product: AT rich interactive domain 4A (RBP1-like)
Exons: 25
Coding region: 207-4430 (1407 amino acids)
Biological process (GO): regulation of transcription by RNA polymerase II
Cellular component (GO): nucleus
Molecular function (GO): transcription cis-regulatory region binding
Source: RefSeq, a predicted model, not a curated record
AUUAAAAUCGAGAAAUCGCUUGACCAAUCAGAUUUCUUCGUUGGAACCACCGCUGUCACCGCAGCCAAUCGGGUAUCGGGAAACAGAGCUCGGGCUCAACAGCUUGUUGUUCGUGAAUCGCUUUGCAGCCCGAGAGAGGGGAAGCAGUCGCGGCCGUAUAUUGAUCCACAGUCCUUCGAGCUGGACUCCCUCAAAUAGCCGUAAAGAUGAAGGCAGCAGACGAGCCUGCCUACCUGACAGUGGGGACAGAUGUCAGCGCCAAGUACAGAGGAGCCUUCUGCGAGGCCAAGAUCAAGACUGUGAAACGCAUGGUGAAGGUCAAGGUGACCCUGAAAGGUGAGAGUACGUCCCAGGUGGUGCAGGACGACCAGGUUAAAGGACCUUUGAGGGUGGGCUCCACUGUGGAGGUGAAGACUAACGAGGGUUUAUCCAGCGAGGCCGUCAUCAGUAAACUGACAGACGCCAGUCUCUACACUGUGGUGUUUGAUGAUGGAGAUGAGAAGACUCUCCGUCGUACGUCUCUGUGCCUGAAGGGAGAGAGACAUUUUGCAGAGAGCGAGACGUUGGACCAGCUGCCAUUGACAAACCCGGAGCAUUUCGGGACUCCAGUCAUCGGCAAGAAGUCGAACCGGGGUGGACGGCGUUCGUCCCAGGCUGUGGCUGACGAGGAGAACGAGUCUUCAUCCAGUGAGGAUGAGGAGGAGGACAGGAGGAGGCUGAACGACGAGCUGCUGGGGACAGUGUGCAGCAUCGAGAACGAGGAGGAGCCCAGCAGCUGGUACCUGGCUCUGGUGGUGUCUCCGAGCUGCAACGAUGAGCUGGUGGUGAAGAAGGAUCAGUGUCUGGUCAGGUCAUUCUGCGACUCCAAGUUUCACACGGUGGCGAGGAGACACGUCCACCCCGUCACCUCCAUCAGCAUCGCCAAGUCUGACUACUCCAACAGGAGAGGUUUGGAAGCAGCCCAGGGCUUCAUGAGGAGCAGGGAGGUUCCAGAUGUGUGGAAGAUGGACAUGAGUCAGAUCCUGGACUCGUCCUCCAGCGAUGAGGACGAUGAAGAGGAGAAGGAGAGCGAGGAGGAGGAGGAGGACGAAGACGAGAAGAAAAAGAAGAAACACAUAAAGGAGGAGCCGGAGGAGGAGCCAGACCCAGAGGAGAGAGACCACUUCCUGCAGCAGCUCUACAAGUUCAUGGAGGACAGAGGGACUCCCAUCAACAAACCUCCAGUGCUGGGUUAUAAAGACCUGAACCUCUUCAAACUCUUCAGACUGGUCUAUCACCUGGGAGGCUGCCACAAGAUUGAGUCUGGGACCGUGUGGAAGCAGGUCUACAUGGAUCUGGGGAUCCCUGUCCUGAACUCUGCUGCGUCCUAUAACGUCAAGACCGCCUACAGGAAGUACCUGUACGGCUUCGAGGAGUACUGCCGCUCCGCCUCCAUCACCUUCAGGACCAUCCAUCACAACGACCCCCGCCCUCCCACUGCCACACCGACCAAUCAGAAGACAGCGACGGGGGCGGAACUUAAAGAGCCCUCCACGCCACCGGUGAAGGCGGAGCCUGUCGAUGACAAGAGAGAGGAGGCGGAGUCAGAGAGCGAGAGCGAGAAGGAGGAGGUGAAGGAGAGACAGUCGUCACCGAGGGGGAGGAGGAGGUGUGUGAAGCCAGACAGAGACUCGUCCUCCAGACCAGAGAAGAGAGGAGGAGGAGAGAACAGUGACGAGCAGAGGGAGGUGAGGAGACGCAGCAACAGAAGAAUGGACGACUCGGAGAAAGGCUCUGAGGAGGAGGAGGAGGAUGACGAUGAUGAAGAGGAGGAGGAGGCAGAGAGGAGGAGAGGAGACAGGAGCGAGGACGAGGAGGACGGAGACUCUGUGACGGGGACGAAGGUCAGGGUGAAGUACGGCAGAGGGAAGACCCAGAAGAUCUACGAGGCUCACAUCAAGAAGACAGACAUCGACAACGGAGAACAGUUCUACCUGGUUCACUACUACGGCUGGAACGUCAGGUACGAUGAGUGGGUGAAGGCCGACAGGAUCAUCUGGCCUGUGGAGAAGGGAACAAAGAAGAGACAGAGGAAGAAGGUGAAGCAGAACAAAGAUGAGGGAGAGAAAGACGAAGAGAAGCCCGCGGUGGCGAAGCCGACGGGAGCGAAGCGAGGUCGACCUCAGAUCAGAACCACGCCCACCGGCUCGGCCGGACGCAGCGUCUCCAAAACACCGAGCAACGAGGGGCGGUCCAACGGCAGGAGCAGCAGGACGGAGACGACGCCCAACAUGGCCAAUGGAGACAACACUCCUCGCAGGAGAACCAGGAGAACGUCGGGGAUGUACGACUCAGACCGAGCGUCCAUCGAGGAUUCUGGGAACUCAUCAGACGACAGCGAAUCAGAGGACCCGCCUGAUAAGAAGCCAUCACCGUGGCGAGGGAGGACCGAGGCCCCUCCCUGCCAGGAGGAGGAGGAGGAGGAGGAGGAGGAGGAGCAGGAGGAGGUGAGGGAGGAGGAGACGAGAGAGGUCGCCAACAUCACGACGCCUGCUAGCAACAAUGGCACUGUUGCCACGGCAACGGCAAGUCAGCUGCCUGCUGCCACCGCCGCACCGCCGUGUCCCAGCAUGCCUCAGGAGAAAGUAGACAAAGUGCUGAGCCAAUCAGAGAAGGAGGAGGCGGAGCAGAGGGAGGAGCCUGCAGAGGCCACUGUGUUGCCGGGUCACCUGGACAAGGAGAACAAGACGUCAUUGGUUCAGAAGACGACGUCUCCUGGACAGGAAGUGGUCACCAAGACGUCUCCCAGCACAACGUCACCGUCCCCUGACAAGAUCAACAAGGCGUCUCCUGCCGCCGCCGCGGACAAACACAAGACGUCUCCGGAGAAACAGCAGCAGGUGUCCUCCCCUCUACCUGCUACAGAGGAGGAGGACAGGUGCACUCCUCUGUCCUCCCCCAGGGUCAAAGGUCGCAGGGCCAACUUCAGGGAGACAGGCUCUGAAACUCCUCCCAGAAUCCCCCUCUGUACUCCCAGCCCCACCCCCACCUCUGCCGCCAGCCCCUCCCACUCCGCGGCGCUGUCGUCUCCUCCCCGCGGCGUCACAAAGAGACAGGAGGAGCCCAUGGUGGUCCUCCGCUGCCUCCCGUCCGAGCACCUCCCCCUCGACUCUCCCGCGGCGGACUCUGACACCGACUCUGCCACCGAGGAGGAGGAGGAGGCGGGGUCAGCGGACGAGAGGAGCAGCGUGGCGCUCAAGCGUAAAGCGGCAGAGCAGAGAGCAGCAGACAAGAAGCUCCGCCCCGACAGGAGGCAGGAGGAGGCCGCCUCCCCCAAAACUCCCGCAGCGGCCGGAGCCUCACCCAGAACCCUCCCCUCUCCGCUCCGCCCGGAGAGGAGGAGCGAGGGGCCGAUGAAGACGGAGGAGCGGCCCCGUCCGGCUGAGGAGACCCAGAGGGAGGUGUCGGAGGAGCGUCUGUCAGGCGGAGCCACCAAGGAGCCGGAGGUGCACGCCGGGAUUCCUCCCUUCGCUCCGGAGGCGCCGGGCUCCUCCCCCGCCGAGGAGCUGGAGCCGCAGAUCGGCCCCGAGGCGCUGGUCUGCCACGAGGUGGACCUCGAUGACCCCGACGAGAAGGAGAAGCCCGUCUCCUCAGAGCACCUCCUCCUCAUGAUGAGGGAGCAGCAACAAGCUCCGCCCCCGCUGCCUCACCUCCUCCACACCCCUCACCUCCCCCAGCCUCAGGUCAGGCCCUUCCUCCCGGCCGCCGCUCCCAGCUCCGCCCCCUGCCCCGAGGAGCUCCGCCCGGCCAGGAGCGCCGCCGAGGACGAGAGGGGAGCAGCGAGGGGGGAGCAGGAGGGAGACUCCAGUCCUGGGUUUGACGGCAGCGCCUCCUCCUCCUCCACCUCCCUGCUGUCUCUGCAGGAGAACAAGGACAGAGGUCAGAAGAGGGUGAUGGACGGUCACCCCAGCCCGUCGGCCAAGAAACAGAAACGCAACCAGAAACGACCAAACACACCUGGGAAGGUGGAGAAGAACGGAGCAGGUCACAGCAGUGACAGUGAGGACCAGUCUCGUCUGUCGUCUCUGUCCAAGUCUCAGAAGUCUCGUUGUCCUGGUUUGUCGUCUCCGUCUUCUCACAGUAAAGACAAACAGAGCUUCCCCUCCCCUCAGCGCACGUACAAGUGGACCUUCCAGCUCGAUGAGUUGGACAGCAUGUCGAGCACAGAGAGGAUCUCCUUCCUGCAGGAGAAGCUGCAGGAGAUCAGGAAGUACUACAUGACCCUGAAGUCAGAGGUUGCGUCCAUCGACAGACGCAGGAAGAGGCUAAAAAAGAAGGAGAGAGAAGUGUCGAACACGACGGCGUCGACCUCCUCUGGCUCCUCAGACACAGGUAUGAGUCCAUCCUCGGCCUCGCCCACUCAGAACACCGUCGCUGUGGAGUGCAGGUGAUGACACGCCCACCCAGGUCCCGCCCACUCACCUCCCACUCCUCCUCCUGCUCAGCCACGCCCCCCCCGGACACAGACUCCGCCCACUCAGCCAGCUCUGCAGGCAUGAUGGGGAAAAAAAUAAAAACCCUCCCUUCAGGUGAGAGUUCAUUGACCGAGGCAGUGGCUGAUGGCAGGGGGCGCUCCCGCCUAACUUUAGCCCCGCCCCCUCACCUCUGGACUUACUUCCUGUUCAAGGAGACGGACCUGACAGAACAAUCAGUUCAGUCUGUUGAGCUGCCACAGAGCACUUCUUCCUUCCUUCCUUCCUUCCUUCCUUCCUUCCUCCCUCCCUCCAGUGCAUCCUCAGUACUUCUGCUCAGCGUUUCCUAAUUUCAAAAUAAUGUGACAGCUUUUUUUUUUUUUAAGUUUAUUUUUUUAUUUUUGUGUGGGGGUGGGGGUUGAACACAGAGAGGAAACAGAUUCCUGAAGCAGCACAGCUCAUUAUGCAAAUUAUUUUCUUUCUUUUUCUGAAUUUUUUAAGAAAACUGAAAAUAUUAUUUAUAUUAAAAAGAGAAAAAAAAAAGUUUCCCGACUUCCUGCUGUGAGUGUUUUUGGUCUUUUUAUAUGAAAUCAGAGCUUUUAUUUUGGUAAAAACAAACAAAAAAAUUCCAAAAAGUUUCUGACGUCACAGCGAGAGAGAAAAUGUUUGUAGAGAUGAACUUUUUUUUGUGUAAAAUAAUUUAAAUGAAGCUUCAGAUUUUUCUUUUUUUAAUGUGUGUGUGUGUGUGUGUGUGUGUUGGGUUUAGAUCGUUAGUGCCAGAGGAAAAAAAACACAUGAAAUGUAGAAAUGCUAAAGAUCAAAAUAGUUUUCACUUGUUUAUAAUUUUGACGUUGUGUCUAAUGUUUGAUUUGUCGUUCAUAUGGUUUGUGAUUUACAGUCUGAUAAUUGUGACUCUAAAUGUAAGUACUUCUUAUAAAGUCAUAAUUAUGAUUCAGUAAAUUGAAGUUAUGACAUAAACUCAGUUUGACUCGUAAACUCAGGAAAUCUUGUUAAUUUGACUCGUUUAUCUUAUUUUGAUUUUUUUGUCCCGUAAUUCUGACACAGUUGAAGUUAUUGUUUUGACCUGAUAACUCUUGAUUCUGACUCAGAAGUUUUAAUUUCAUUUUACGAUCUAAUAGUUUACCUAGUGCGAUGAAAUGACUUUUUAUUUCAGAAUUUUGAUCUGAAAUGUCUAAUUUUUUUUUCCUCAUUUAACAAAUCAUAAGUUUAUCUGAUUUGGUAUCAUAAAUUUGAUUUAAAGUUAUUUAGAGUUUGGACUUAAAUUCAACCUAAUUUAUAUGUUUGACUUAUUUUUGCUGAGUCAUAAAUUAUUAUGUCAUAAAGUCAUGAUUUGGUGUCUAGUCGUCUGGAUUUAGUAUUUUAGACUUCCAUCAGUUAUUUCUAAUUUUCAUCAUUUCUAACAUUUCAUCAAGUUAUUUGUUUUUUUCUUCUGGCGGAGUUGAUCUUCCGUAUGUUGGGUCUCUGAGUUCAGUACUGAGGCUGCUCCUGGAGGAUUUCUGCUGCACUCCUCCUCCUCCUCCUCCUCCUCCUCUUCUUCUUCUCUGGUUUUUCCUCUGUGUUUCUGCUCGAACAGACGUCUGAUUUCAGCUCCUGAACAUUUCUUUGUUUUGUACAUAAAAAGCUCUGAGUAAAGAAAAGAAUAAAACCACACCAUGUAUUUGAGAACUACAUUUUACACGCCUGUAAAGAAUGAUUUAUAAUAUUUUUUAAGAGAAGACUGUUUGUACUGUUGUAUUAUGAACUCCUCAGUUGUUGUUUUUUUUUUCUAUGUGGUGUUUUGCUAGCGGCGGUUUAGAGAGCGGCGACUGUAAAUACAGAAACACACACUUCCUCCGGAGAACAGAAGCUAAGCCAUGCUGGAACUGUGUGCACAAUAAGCAGAGCUCUCUGUUUCUAAUAAAGUUUUUAAAUAUG